AUGAACGGAGUCUGCGCCAGUGCUUACAAUGUCAUCUACAUAAGUUCAGACUACAUUGGAAACUUUACAGGUGAUGUUAAGAGAGAGUUCACCGGAAUUGUGUACUACAUGAUUGCACGUGUUUUGCAAUGGGAUGGGCAGGGGCAGGCUCCGAUCGGGUUGCUGACGGGGAUAGCGGAUUUUUUCCGGUUGAAGGCGGGGUAUGCGACCGCGAUGUGGGCAAAGUCCGGCCAAGGGGUACGAUGGGAUGAGGGUUAUGAUGUCACUGCUCGGUUUCUUGAGUACUGUGAUGGUGAGUAUGGAGGGAUUGUGAGUUUUUUGAAUUCUAAGAUGAGGUUUGGAUAUGAUGUUGAGUUUUUUAAGGAGUAUAGUGGGAUGAGUGUUGAUGAGCUCUGGAAUGGGUAUGUAGCUAAGUAUAGGGGUUGA
Messenger RNA from Asparagus officinalis (garden asparagus), 426 nucleotides. RefSeq lists its product as uncharacterized. Lineage: Eukaryota; Viridiplantae; Streptophyta; Magnoliopsida; Asparagales; Asparagaceae. The coding region runs from base 1 to 426 and encodes 141 amino acids. The record is from RefSeq and is a predicted model, not a curated record. The transcript has 2 exons.